Xyrauchen texanus (razorback sucker) is the source of this 1683-nucleotide messenger RNA. It is a transcript of the gene poldip3, whose product is annotated as polymerase (DNA-directed), delta interacting protein 3. Gene Ontology annotation, biological process: mRNA export from nucleus. The record is from RefSeq and is a predicted model, not a curated record. The coding region runs from base 30 to 1442 and encodes 470 amino acids. NCBI's taxonomy places the organism in Eukaryota, Metazoa, Chordata, Actinopteri, Cypriniformes, Catostomidae. The transcript is spliced from 10 exons. Gene Ontology annotation, molecular function: mRNA binding. Gene Ontology annotation, cellular component: nucleus.
AGUGUGUUCCGUCUGGAGGUGUCGCAGCGAUGGCGGAUGUGUCUCUGGAUGAAGUGAUCCGCCGCCGCAGUUUCAGUGCUCGAGGAGUCAGUAAGAGGCCUGUGUAUGGCAGAGGGGUGGGGUCAGUGGGCAGAGCCUUUGAUGCCCGUCAGAAGAUUGGCACUGGUGACGUCAGACAGAGAUUAGGAGUGGGCGGAGCUACAGGAGCGUUUCAGGUGAAGGAUGCGCGGGAGAAACUGGGGCAGAAAGAUGCUCGCUUCCGCAUUCGUGGCAGAGGUGGCACUGCAGGCGCGGUACAGGACGCACGACAGAUGAUCAACUCUCGUAAACAGCAGCAGACGCCGUUAACGACGGCUCAGUCUCCGCCCGUGAAACCCACCACCGCAGGAAUACCACACAUACACAUCCACAACACCGGACCAAUCGGCUCCGCCGCCAGAAACUUCCCCACCAAUCAGGGGCUGAACUCCCGAAUGGGUGUGGCCUUGCAGCCAGGAGGCGGCAUUACUAAAGUAGUCGAUGCACGUGAUAGGCUGAGCUUGAAAAGAAGCGUCCCGUCGACGUCCAAUCAGAGCGCAGCACCGUUGAAGAUCACCAAAACCAUCCAGCAGAGGCCUGUGGGAAUGACCAGUGGGAGCCGGAUUAACGUUCCGAGUGACUCAGCAGCUCAGGACGUGUCAGAUGAUGAUGAUGAUGAUGGUGUGAUGCCCAACAAACAGAUGAUCACAACAGCCCACAGCCUGCAGACACGAGCUGGAUCUGUCUCUCUCUCCGCUCCCUUCACUAAAGUGGUGAAGAACGACUCGUACACACCAGCGUCUGUCCCCGUGCCACCCUCUCGCCCGCCCUCUCGCCCCCCCACACAGACCCUGCAGCCAGUCUCCAGGGCAACAGCUGCCACACAACAGAUGGGUGGAGACGCCAGCGUUCAGUCUGCUGCACCACAGAGUCUCACUCUGUCUCAGCCGGUGUUCAGUCCUCUUGAAGGCACGAAGAUCACAGUGAACAACCUUCAUCCUCGAGUGUCUGAGGAAGAUAUAGUGGAGUUGUUCUGUGUGUGCGGCGCUCUGAAACGGGCGCGUCUGGUCAAAGUGGGCGUGGCUGAGGUGGUGUUUGUGCGUAAAGAGGACGCAGUCAGCGCAUACAGGAAGUACAACAACCGCUGUCUGGAUGGUCAGCCGAUGAAGUGUAACCUGCACAUCCAGGGAAACAUCAUCACGUCUGAGCAGCCCAUCUUACUGAGAUUGAGUGACACUCCCGGUGCCACGGGUUCGGUUCAGAAGAACACCUCCGGCUUGCUUCGCUCCGGCUCCAGAACCUCGUCCACGGCAGAAGUGGAUCCGCAAACCAUCCUGAAAGCGCUCUUCAAAUCAUCCAAUCAGCAGACCAGCACCAGUGCCAGCGAGACGCCCGGCGCCACCGCCUUCCGCAUCAAGAUCUGACACGUGUUACACACUAACCUCCGCCGAACUGACGUCACAUGGUGUAAAUCAGGACUGCUGAUUGGCUCUGGGUCUGUUUUUAUUACGGGGGGUUUCAAUGAUUGUCCUGGUUCACAUUAAACACGUUUAUUUCCGUUUUAUGUUUUAAUGAGUUGUCAUGUGAGUGAGACCCGUUCACAGGUGAAUAGUAUUAAUACUGUAGCAGGUCUGUGAGUGUUUUUUCUCCAGUAAAUAUCUUGCU